AAAGCCAGCGAGUGCGGCGGUCCACACCUCUAACACUUCCUACGAACUACUCACUCUGUCACCGGUCCUUCACUAGACUGAUCACAUCCUCACACACACAUAUACACACACGUCCUUCCGGGGAGUUUUUGAACUGAUCCCCGCGUGAAAGAAAUCCGCGUCAAAAAGUAAUAACACACAAACCGACGAGAACGCGCCCGUCUUUCUUGCUGCUAACGCCAAAUCUAUUAACAAUUAUAUCUCGAAAAGAAAGAAAAAAUCAUAUUUAUUGAAAAAUCUUUUUGCAAUUUUUCGUACUCGUCCGAGUGCUCUGCUAUUUAGUGUUCGAUCUUUCUCAGUCGACGGAACUCUCGCCGACCAUCAAAGGUAAAAUCCAAGCAAUUUUUAUCAAUCACUCGCAGACCGCCACGUUAUUGUUUCCAAACGCACUCAAUCAAAACAAAAUCAAAUCCGAGUUGACGUUCCUUUUAGUACAAAAAAAAAAUCGUAAGAAAAUAAUAAUAAAAAAAUAUUUUUACGAACGGUUGUAAUUUUAUAAAUUUUUAUAGUGUUGUCAUUCUGGUUUUGUUUUUGGCGUUUUUGAAGGCAAAGACGACGCGUCUUGUCCAAGAAUUAACGACAAUCAUUGAUCACUUAAAUGUAAGUAAAGUAAGUUUUGUGUGAUAGACGCGUAGAUAUUAUCUAAUUAUUGGAGAGUUUUGCCGCGGACGAACGGCGUUCCUCCUUGAGUUUCUUGACCUGAGAAGCUACUCGUUGUCCUAUCAGUUGACGCGAGUUGCCAACCACACCGUCCUCUUAUACGACUCUCCGAGACGAGCUUUAUCGUAUUUAUAUAAUACAUAGUUAAGUAAGGAUUUUUCGAAGGGCCCAGUGCAAUAUUUUUUAGGAAGCUUAAAGCUCCCUUACUCGCAACCAAGUCAAUAUUCUUCACAAAUUGCAUGUUAUUCGAAUUUUAAUCAAUCACACUAUUCAAUGUUCGUGGUGUUUGUGUCUUAGACAAUCAUUUUUUCUGUGUACAUAAAGUAAAAAUUUUGAAAAAAAAUUCUCGCACUCACAUCACAUUCACCUUCCUACGCGUUUCAAUUAAUUCGAACAUAUCCUAGACAAUCGGUUUCGAGUUGUUGUUAUUGUUGUUAUUUAUUUAUUCGAAGGUUGUGUCAAACACAGUAUUAUCUUCACAAAAAUAGGAAAAGCAAUCGAAUUAUCCUUUCAGUAUAAAUCAUCCAGUUGUACUCAUUGUAACAUACAUAUCUCUAGAUUAAAUUACUUAAAUAAAAUUUAAAAAAAUAGUAUAUUUUAUCUAACGCAAAGUUUAUAUAUCGCUCAGUUAUUGAUUGUAAUCAAAGUAUUUAUAGUUGAGAAAAUUUAUAUAUAUAUACAGUUAGCGAAUUUAGACUUAAUUGUUUUUUGACAAUCGUGCAAUAUCGCAACGGAUACCAAAUAUCAAUUAUUGAAGACAAUCGGUCGAAAUUUUUUGGUGACAAUCGUUAGGGUCGUGAUAUAAAUUAGUGAAUUUUGAAAAUAGAAUCCGAACAUUAACCACCACCACCAUUACCACGACGUAUUUCCUCAACGCCCCCGGCCAAAUCCCUUACGUAGUGCCCUUGUGUCCUUUGGUACCCUGUCAAGAGAUCGCCGCUCCACCUAGUGCUUACGCCCCGUGUCCUGUACCCUGUCCCUGUGGCCAAUGUGCCCCCCCGCACAUGUACAAUAACCAUCACCUGGCCGCCCCGAGUACGCUCAUCGUCAAUAGAUACACUGAAAUCAACUACUUCGACAAUCCGCAAGCUGCCAACUUAGAAAAGUACGUCUACGACAUGAGAGGAAGCGAAGAACUGCUAUCGCAGUCGAACGUAUCAGUGAUGGCUCCUUCAGCCCCUCACGCAGACAACAACAAUCAGGAAAAUGCCAAAAAGGUGAAGUUGGACCAACAGAACAACGUCGGUAAACCGUCGCGAGUUAUUCACAUCCGUAACAUUCCAAACGACGUAUCGGAAGCCGAAAUUGUUCAUUUGGGAAUACCUUUCGGAAGAGUAACGAACGUUUUAGUACUCAAAGGGAAGAAUCAAGCGUUCUUAGAAAUGGGUGAGGAAUCCUCGGCUACAACAAUGGUCAAUUAUUUCUCCAGCUCGAUGGCGCAGCUGAGAGGAAGAGCGGUCUAUGUACAAUACUCGAAUCAUAAGGAACUCAAGACGGACCAAACACAUUCGAAUGCGAAUGCUUCAGCUCAAGCUGCCCUACAGGCCGCCCAAGCUUUGACAAGUACCCAAAACUCGAUAACGCCCACUUCAACUCCUGCCACACCUGUCACCAAUGGACAAGACAUCCAAGGAGGACCUAACACGGUGUUGCGAGUCAUCAUCGAACACAUGAUAUAUCCCAUAAGUCUAGAUAUUUUGCAUUUGAUAUUCCAACGUUUCGGAAAAGUUCUCAAAAUCGUCACCUUCACCAAAAAUAACUCAUUCCAGGCGCUGAUCCAGUACCCCGACACGGCGUCGGCCCAAUCGGCCAAACAGGCCCUCGACGGCCAAAACAUCUACAACAGCUGUUGCACGUUACGCAUCGACUACUCGAAGAUGUCAUCGUUGAACGUCAAAUACAACAACGACAAAUCGCGCGAUUACACAAACCCCAAUCUACCCACCGGCGACGCCAACGACCAACUCGCGACGCUCGGCGGCGGUCUCGCCGGCGGCUUGGGGGCCGACAUCCUCCUGUUGGCGGCACAGCCGCGACUGGCCCGCGAACGCAUGGCCGACUCGAUCCUAGCGGGAACUCCUGGUGUUCUAAGUGGGCCCUUCAUGCACGGUCUGGCGUCGACGCUAGCGACGCCCUAUGGAGGCGGCGUCGCCGGCGGCAUCCCGGGACUUGGAGGAUUCGCAUUGGGACAAACGGCGCCCGGAUUGAGGGGCAUCGCGGCGCCGGGAUUGGCACUCGCAACCGUCUUACUCGUUAGUAAUUUAAACGAAGAGACGGUCACGCCUGAUGCUCUCUUUACACUAUUUGGGGUGUAUGGCGACGUGCAAAGGGUGAAAAUCUUGUACAAUAAGAAAGACUCGGCUUUGGUCCAGCUCGCGGAGCCUCAUCAAGCACAUUUGGCUAUAACGCACAUGGAUAAACUGAAAGUGUUCGGAAAAACAAUCAGGGUAAUGUUGAGUAAGCAUCAAUCGGUGCAAAUGCCGAAAGAAGGUCAACCAGAUGCCGGCCUAACGAAAGACUACAGUCAAAGUCCGUUGCAUAGGUUUAAAAAGCCGGGAUCGAAGAAUUAUCAGAAUAUUUAUCCGCCCUCGUCGACGCUGCAUCUUAGUAAUAUACCGGCGACGAUCAACGAGGACGAUAUCAAAGAGGCUUUCACCAAGAACGGGUUUACAGUAAAGGCCUUCAAAUUCUUCCCCAAAGACAAGAAGAUGGCGCUGAUCCAACUACCGAGCAUGGAGGAGGCCGUGGAAGCCCUGAUCCGGAUGCACAACUACCAACUUUCCGAAUCGAAUCACUUGCGAGUCUCCUUUUCGAAAUCGAGUAUAUAAUCCAACGUUUAAAAAAAAAAACAAACAAACAAACAAAAGAGAACUCCGAUUGCACAGUACAGUAUUCAUUCCAUUCGUCGUAGCGACGAAAUUAGCUAAUAUAUUAUAUAAUUGCAGCGCUUAUUUAUUGAAUAGACUGUUUCUGGCAGGUUAAGCUUUGAUUAUAUCGACAAAUCAGUAUGACGUUAGUAUUUUUUUAAAGAGAUGUUAGUUAUUAAGUUGUAUUUUCUAAGUAUUGUUAAAUGGAACAGAAGGAGUAUUUUUUUUAUUUUAUGACUUAUACGAUGAUAACGAUGAUGAUAUUUAGUUGUGUUGCGUUCAGUAUUGGAUGGCUUUAAAAUUCUUACAACAAAACGAGAGAAACAUAGGUGAUUAUGUGGAUCAAGUCGCCGCGAUGUUAUUUUUUGUAAGUUUAUAGAGAGUGUUAGUGUUAAGGGCGGGUUGUUCACCGACCACGGCCUACUAGUAUUAAUUGGCUAGUAUUGUUAGGACGUCGCGGACAAAUUAGCGUAUCGUAGUUUUAGCCAGUGAUUAGUUUAGGGUAAACCACAGGGUGUAGAUGUACCCUAGAGAUAUGGAUGUGUUGUCUUGUAGAUCCAAGAAAACGAUUCAUAUUUUAUCACGCCGAGGUCCGGCAAUCGUGUCCUUACUUACAUGAAUGAAUCUCUUUAUUUUUUCUAAGACACGCUCGCCAGAUCUCCGGUUUAUUAAUUAUAACGGUAUAUAUUUCUCUCUUUAUCUUAUAAACUAUACACUUGACAAUCAUAGAUCAUUACUAUUAGAAGAAUCAAGACGCGUGAUUUCGCUGUCUCUUUCAUCCAAUCAAAAAGGGACAUAUCGCUGGAUGUUAUUUGCCAAAUUCAAAGUCAAUAUCUACAAUACUUGUGACUAAAUGUCUAUUUUUUUAAGUGCGCACAAACUUAGUUCGAGUCGCUUCUCAGGAUUUUCUUUCAUUUUUUCAGUUUUGUUCAGUGUGUGUUAUUUUUUUUCUGUUUGAUAAUUAAACUUUUUCUUUGUA
This is a messenger RNA of Tribolium madens (black flour beetle), 4545 nucleotides long. It is a transcript of the gene heph, whose product is annotated as polypyrimidine tract-binding protein 1. Gene Ontology annotation, molecular function: mRNA binding. The coding region runs from base 1704 to 3527 and encodes 607 amino acids. Gene Ontology annotation, cellular component: nucleus. Gene Ontology annotation, biological process: regulation of RNA splicing; mRNA processing. Lineage: Eukaryota; Metazoa; Arthropoda; Insecta; Coleoptera; Tenebrionidae. The record is from RefSeq and is a predicted model, not a curated record. The transcript is spliced from 10 exons.